Cucurbita pepo subsp. pepo (vegetable marrow) is the source of this 987-nucleotide messenger RNA. Its product is annotated as ferredoxin C 2, chloroplastic. Gene Ontology annotation, cellular component: chloroplast. Gene Ontology annotation, biological process: electron transport chain. The record is from RefSeq and is a predicted model, not a curated record. Lineage: Eukaryota; Viridiplantae; Streptophyta; Magnoliopsida; Cucurbitales; Cucurbitaceae. Gene Ontology annotation, molecular function: electron transfer activity; 2 iron, 2 sulfur cluster binding.
UGUUAUUCUCUGAUUACGUUAUCUCAUCACUGCACACAACUGAAACUCACUCGCCGGAGCUUCAAAAAUCAACCUCACCAAUGGACGUUCUUCUUCCCUGCACUUCCUUCCGUUCUGUAAAUUUGAAGCCAAAUUCCUUCCGAAGAUUCGUCUCGACAAAUCGAAACGGUCGAUUCUCUGACAUCUUGAAAUGUCGCCGAAAAACGACGUCAUCUGAGCUUCAGGCAGCUGUCGGCGUCGCAGUCCAGACCGACAGCGGUUCUCCUUCGAUUCCCACUCAUAAGGUCACCGUUCACGAUAGAGAGAGAGGCGUUGUUCAUGAGUUCGUUGUUCCUGAGGAUCAGUACAUAUUACACACUGCCGAAGCUCAGAGCAUAUCUCUUCCUUUUGCUUGCAGGCACGGCUGUUGCACUAGUUGUGCUGUUCGAAUAAAAUCAGGCCAAAUUAGACAGCCAGAAGCCCUUGGAAUAUCUGCUGAGUUGAAAUCAAAGGGAUAUGCACUUCUUUGCGUAGGUUUCCCAACCUCAGAUGUUGAAGUAGAAACACAAGAUGAGGAUGAGGUAUAUUGGCUUCAAUUUGGAAGAUACUUCGCUCGGGGGCCAAUUGAGAGAGAUGACUAUGCUCUAGAGUUGGCCAUGGCUGAUGAAUAAACUAAACUAUUGAUCCUGGAGGAUCCAUGGACAGAGACAUGAAUGUCAAUGUCAGGCUGAAGAGCUUCAAGAUAAAGAGGGAAAAUCAAAGGGAAAUCAGAUUCCCAUUUGAACAAACUCUUUGCUAUUCAAUAAUUCAGGUCCCCCACUGCUUACCCAACUGGUUAUAAUGUUACAUCUUCAAAUCUGUGGUUGCUAUUGCAAGAUAACCUUGUUUUGUCUCCACUUUUGCCUCCUUCACAUGUAUGAUUAUGAUCUUUUGUAUGUGAACGAUGAUGACUUGUAGCAUACUGUUCCGUUCUAAUCAAAAUAUAUUGUUGUAUGUUACCAUAUCAAA